Molecule: messenger RNA, 1453 nt
Organism: Acipenser ruthenus (sterlet)
Lineage: Eukaryota; Metazoa; Chordata; Actinopteri; Acipenseriformes; Acipenseridae
Product: myosin regulatory light polypeptide 9
Exons: 4
Coding region: 151-669 (172 amino acids)
Biological process (GO): myofibril assembly; platelet aggregation
Cellular component (GO): myofibril; stress fiber; cytoplasm
Molecular function (GO): calcium ion binding
Source: RefSeq, a predicted model, not a curated record
CCCAUUGGUUGUGAGCGAGAAAAGGGGCGUGGACGGCUAGCUUGAGCUACAAAACAAACUUUUUAGCUAGCUGACUUGGAAGUAACUGCAGACGAAAGACGACAGAGUUCCCUAUCUCCACCCGAAGCAGAGGUACAACCAGUCGCCAUCAUGUCCAGCAAACGCGCCAAGGGAAAGACAACGAAGAAGCGCCCCCAGAGGGCGACUUCCAACGUGUUUGCCAUGUUCGACCAGUCCCAGAUCCAGGAGUUCAAGGAGGCGUUCAACAUGAUCGACCAGAACCGAGACGGCUUUGUCGACAAGGAGGACUUGCAUGACAUGCUGGCCUCUCUCGGUAAGAACCCAACGGAUGAGUACUUGGAGGGGAUGAUGAGCGAGGCCCCGGGCCCCAUCAACUUCACCAUGUUCCUGACAAUGUUCGGAGAACGACUCAACGGCACCGACCCUGAAGACGUUAUCCGCAACGCCUUCGCCUGCUUCGACGAGGAGGGCACUGGCGUUCUUCACGAGGACCACCUGCGGGAGCUCCUGACCACCAUGGGCGACCGCUUCACUGACGACGAGGUGGAUGAGAUGUUCCGCGAAGCACCCAUUGACAAGAAGGGCAACUUCAACUACGCAGAGUUCACCCGCAUCCUCAAGCACGGCGCGAAGGACAAGGACGACUAGCACCGCCUCGCUGUACCUUCUUCAGCCAAUAGGGAGCCCCCAUGCCCCACCUACCACCAACAGAAAACCCUGCCUCUGCCACGUAGCCUCCCAUGCCCCCUAGGGACCACCAUCCCCCACCCUAUAGCAGCCUUCUCACCACUACUCUAGCUUGGGCUCAAUCAAAAAGGAGCUUCCCUUCACCCCUGCCCCACUUUAUCAAGCCAAUGGGAACACUGCAUGCUCUGCUCUCUUCAUUGAUCUGCCUCUUCAAACACAAAAGGAAUUUGUAGGAUUCAGAAGCACUCAAGUUUCCGCGACAUUUAUAAUGAGACCUUUAGGUCAGUGGUGUUGUCCAGCAGAAAAUGCAGGCAGUAGGGGGUCUGGAAAGUAAUUACCAUUGGAAUUGUCCCUGCUUUCCUUAAUUUAAACGUUUGAGCCUAAAUUAGUGUUAAAACAUGGUUUGUGAUAUAGAUAUAAGAAAAUAGAAAAGGAGAUUGCCCAUAUAAAAUGAAUCAUGACAAGAACGGAAUACCCACGGAGAAGCCAGCUAGUUGUGGACUGACUGAUGCCCUUAGUCUGUAGUAUCCCACCAGUUUAAAUGGGAUGUAAUUGGAGGUUUGUUAAAGCAUUCACAGUACGUUUGUUGAACCAAAGAUCGAUCCAAAGCUGUAUCUGAGAGAACGAAGCAGACCGCAGUCUGCCUCUGUGUCUGUUUUUGUAUUUUUCCUCUCUGAAAUCCAGUUUACUCUUUUGUAUUAUUCAGUGGAAAACACAAAUAAAUGUUUUCGUACCCAACUAAAAA